This is a messenger RNA of Penicillium waksmanii, 435 nucleotides long. Its product is annotated as ubiquitin-conjugating enzyme E2. The coding region runs from base 1 to 435 and encodes 144 amino acids. Gene Ontology annotation, cellular component: nucleus. The transcript is spliced from 2 exons. Gene Ontology annotation, molecular function: ubiquitin conjugating enzyme activity. Gene Ontology annotation, biological process: protein polyubiquitination; proteasome-mediated ubiquitin-dependent protein catabolic process. Lineage: Eukaryota; Fungi; Ascomycota; Eurotiomycetes; Eurotiales; Aspergillaceae. The record is from RefSeq and is a predicted model, not a curated record.
AUGCAAGACCAUGUCCCACCGGGGAUCACCAUCGUCAAGUCAGACAGUCUCGAAGAAUGGCAGAUGGAUAUAAAAGUUCUCGAUGAAAACCCUCUCUACAAAGACCACACCUACCGACUCAAAUUCACUUUCAAUAACAAAUACCCAAUCGAGCCCCCCGAAGUCCAGUUCAUCAAUCUCCCCACCACUUCCGACACCCCCCGGCCGAUUCCAAUGCACCCACACAUCUACAGCAAUGGAAUCAUCUGCCUUGAUCUUCUCAGCACGACCGGCUGGUCCCCUGUCCAGACUGUAGAAAGCGUUUGCAUGAGUCUCCAAAGCAUGCUCACAGCCAACACCCGGGAUGAGCGCCCGCCGGGCGACAGCGAAUUCGUUGCGUACAAUCGACGCCGAAUCCGAGACAUUCCCUUUGUCUACGAAGACGAUAACGUAUAA